This is a messenger RNA of Danaus chrysippus (African queen), 345 nucleotides long. NCBI's taxonomy places the organism in Eukaryota, Metazoa, Arthropoda, Insecta, Lepidoptera, Nymphalidae. The record is from the annotation of a GenBank genome assembly.
AUGCGCCCGCGCAGAUGUAAUGGCUCACGUGAACCAGCCAUUACCCCGUCACUAGAAGCACCCGCAGCUCCCGACCUACCUAGAUCACGAUCCCAAUUACAUAGCAGGCCGGGCGUCCCCGGGGUGAGGUGCGGGUGCGGGGUGCGGGUGCAGGGACUAUGGGCGGCACCAGCUACCAUCACUCAAGUGACGAAAAUUGACGGAAAAUGGGCGGACACAGCUUGCCGCGACGUCAUCAAUUACCGCGUCCCGACGGUCACCGGGCGCUCUCGCCACCAGAGACGCAUACCUAAUAUCCUUUCCAGAGUCAUUAUUAACACGACACAUUUACUCGCUACAAAAUAG